AGAAAAUAAAAAUAAUACAAAAGAUAAAAUUAUAAAGAAAAAGAGAGAAGAAAAGCACAAAGAGUGUGAUAUCUCAUUUGCGUCGGCGCGAAAGCACAUUUUACACAAAAAAAUUUCUGGGUUUGUUAAAUAAAUUUAUACAUGUACAUAUAUCUAUAAAAAUAUAUAUAAUAGUAGUUGGGGUAUAUUCGUCAGGUUCGUCAGUGUGGCAUUUACAAGAGUGGAGGGCCAAGCCGUUAGCACCGUUCAACGCCAUAUUGGCAAUCGUUUAUCCUCAAAAUAAAUAUUUAAAAAAAAACAUUAUUCAAUCAAUCAAUCAAUUUUAAAUAAAUAAAUAUAGUUGUAAUAAAAGUGCAUGUGAAAUUAAAAACUGGGUUGGCCCCCGCGCAAACAACAGCGCCAAUUUUUCUUUAUUUUUUUUUUUUUUUUUUCUUCUAAUAUCUUAUUAAAAAAUUGACAAUUAUUAUGAAGAAAUACACUCAAGGGUUCAUAUAAUUCAUUAUAUUCCAUCAUUUUCAUUGUGAUCCUCUUUAAGUAUAUAUUUCAAGCUCAAUGUAAUUCUAAAAUUACCAAAUAAUCCUUAAAAUAAAAAAGUAAUAUAAAUAAUUUUUUAAAUUUUUUAAUUUGAAAAAAAAUGACACAAUCGUAUUUAUAAUAAUUGAUAUAUAUUAAAAAUAUUUUUCAAGUCUCAAUGAUGAUUGAUUAAUUUGACAAAACAUUAGAGUGCUCAGUGAUAUUCUAUUUUUGAAUUUUCGAUUAAAUAAAUUUGUUUGCAAUAUUAUUAUAAACACGUAAAAAAAACGAAAAAAAAGAAGGGAGAGAAAAUAAAAAGUAUAUAAACGAUCGACGUUGGGUGGCCACCCAAACGGGGGGGUUGCAUACACAUAGACAUAGACAUAGUCAUAGUCAUAGACUCAUAGACAAACACUGAUUCAAAUAUAUAAUAAAAGUGUGGUAGUAGUAGUGGCGUGUCUGACCAUACAUCGCGAUGACUCCGUGUCACAGGAUUUUUAAUAAAUUGUUUUUUUUAAUUAUACACAUUUAAAUAGCUAAAAUUUAACAUUAUUAAAUUUAUUAUUUAAUAUAUAUAAAUUUAUAAUAAUCAAAUUGGUUCAAUCAAUACGUUAAAAAGACAUGCUUUGUAUCCUGUUGUGAUAUUAAUGGUGAAAUUAAAAAUUUAAAAAACAAUGACAAUAUUUUCUACGAUAAUUGUUAAACAAAUAAAUAAAUAAAUUUGUUUUUCCUUUUUUCUUCAAUUUGAAAGUGUAAAGUAAUAUAUUCUAAUAAAAAAAAAAAAAAAAAAAAUUACUCCGGAUUACAGUGUUUAUUGAAUUUUUAUUUUAAAUUCAAUAAAAAGUUUUUGUUUUUUUCCUUUUUUUUUUAUUAUCAAAAAUAGUGUUGUUUAUUUAUAUAUUUUGUGGUUGUUUUUUAUUAUUUUUUAUAAUUGGUUUUUUAAUUAGUGAAUUGUGUAUACAAAAAGAAAAAAAAAAAAGAAAAUUAUCGAAAAAUAAAAGCUAUUAAAAUGUCUUGGCAAUUUUUGAGAAAGUAAAAAAAUAUAUAAUAUAGUUAUAUUUAAAAGUGAUGUUCAAUACGAGUUGAAUACCAUUAUUAGAUAAAUAAACUUUGAAAAUAAAAUAAAAAUUUUCAAGUUAUGAAAAAAGUAAAUAAAAAAAAAAGUUAAAUAACGAAGAAAUAAAUAAAGUCAUACAUAAUAUAGAUAUUUAUUGGAAAAAAUAGGAGAGAGAAAGAGAGACAGAAAAGAGAAAGAGAGAAAAAUAAAAAAAAGAGUGAGGUCGAGGCCCGCCAAUCAAUACAACACAGUAGUAGUUCCUAUUCGCAAGCUCGACCGUUCACACUGGCUGCAAGCUCACCCAACAAGUUGUAAACCAUACUCACAACGUGGCAGCACCAUCAAAAUCAAGCUCUAUUAAACCGGCAAUAGUAAAAAAAUUAAAUAAAUAGAUAAAUAAAUAAAAUUAUACAUUUGCCAAUGAAAAAAUAUCAAUUAUUAAAAUAUUGAAAAAAUACAAAACAAUCAUUUACCAUUUAAAAUGACCAAAAGCUUUUGCCAGCUCACCAUCAUCAUAAUAAAAUAAACUUUUUUAAAUUGUUUAUUAAAAAUUAUAAAAUAUAAUAAAUAUUUAAUGAUAAUUUAUAUAUGCGCAAAGUUAUGAGAUUAAUAUUGUCAUAUUGCUGAUGCAGCAAACGCAAGGUGGCGUAGGUAACUCAAGUGGAUUAAAAAAAAUUAAUAAAAAAUAUAAAAAAAAGAAAAAAUAACUUGAUUAAUUAACAAAAAGCUUUUUAAUAUUCAUAAAUUAUAAAUAUUAAAAAAAAUUACAUAUAACAAGUAAAGAAAAAAUAAUAAAUUCUAGUGUGCUUAUUGAUAAGAAAAAGGAAUAAAUUAAUAGAAAUAAAUCAUUUAUUUUUCUUUCGAAAGAAAAAAGAAGAAAAAAGGGGGUGCAGGGAGCAUGCGGGGCUCGGGCGAGGCCCAGCUUGAUGGUCCCCAUUCUGGGCCAGGUUAAAAAUUACAUAUUAUAUUUAAAAAAUAUAACCAAGUGGUGGUGUUUUAUUGUUUGCUCUUACCCUUUCCCCACUUGCACCUGCACCUGUACCACGUUAUUUAUCAAUAAAAAACAUCAACAAAUUUUGAUUAAUAUGUUUUUAUUAUUUAAAUAAAAAAAAUAUUUUAAUCGAGCUUAAUAGCGAGCAAAGCUCGCUUACAAUCGGAUGGAUCAUGAUAGAGAUGUCAAGUGGACUUGGUGCAACAACAAUGGGUAUGGGAGUUAAUCACGGUACAUCUGGUGGUGGUGAAGGUGUCACUGAUGGUUGUCGUAUUAGAACAACAGUUCAAGGACAACAACAACAACAACAACAAUCACCAAUAAAUCAACAAUCACAAUCACAAACAUCAAAUCAACAAUUAGACGAACAAGAACAAUCAUCACAGGGUAUACAAUCACAACAAAAUAAAGAACAACAAGGACAACAACAACGACAAAAUGUUGGACAUGCUGGAAGAUCAAAAAAAGAUAAUUGCUGUCUUUGUUGGUGCUGUUGUUGCAGUUGCUCGUGGAACAAGUGUUUGGCAGCUGUUGGAACAAAUGGAAAUAAUUCUGGUGUUGGUGAACAGGGUAAAAAACGUGGUAAUAGUGGAGGAUUAGUGGGUACUGAUUUUAGUUCAGGUGGUCAUGGUGGUGAUUUUACAUCAACUGGUGGUAAUGAUAUUGAUGGUAUUGAUGGUGUUAUUGAGUGUUGUGGAUUAGAUGAAGUACGUUCAUGGGGUACAUCAUUUGAUAAAUUAAUGAAAAGUUCGGGUGGUAGAAAAAUAUUUCGUGAAUUUUUAAUAAGUGAAUAUAGCGAAGAAAAUAUUGCAUUUUGGCUUGCAUGUGAACAAUUAAAACGUGAAAAACAUCCAGAUAAAAUUGAAGAAAAAGCACGUUUUAUUUAUGAGGAUUACAUAUCUAUAUUAUCACCAAAAGAGGUGAGUCUUGAUUCUCGUGUACGUGAAAUAGUCAACAAAAAUAUGGUUGAACCAUCACCUCAUUCAUUUGAUGAGGCACAAUUACAAAUAUAUACAUUAAUGCAUCGUGACUCAUAUCCACGAUUUAUUAAUAGUGAAAUAUUUAGAAGAGUUGCAAGACUUGGUAGUGGACCACCUAGUCCAACAAAUCCGGAAUCAGAUCAUGGACCACCUGUUGGUAAAAUUAAAUCUAAACGAUCAAUAGCAUAAAUGACAAAAAAGUGAUUUAAAAAAAUACAUAUAUACAUAUAUAUUAUAUUUAUUAUUUUGUUUAUUUUUAAAUUAUUAUCAUUAUUCAUCAGUUAUUUAUUUAUUCAUUUACAUUAUAUUAUAUUAUAUAUGAAUCAAUUAAUUAAUUAAUUUUUAUAUCUGCAAUUUAACAAUGAAUUGUGUGUUAUAAAAAUUAAGUCUACGAGAGAGAAAGAAAGAUAAUUGAUCGAAUUUAUAUGCAGUAAAUAAUUAAUCGCCAAAGUAAAAAAAAAGAAAACACAUAAGCACAAUGUGUAGUAAUCAAUACGUAUAUAGACAAAAUAAUAAAAAAAAAAAAAACAGUAAUUAAAAUGAGAAGAAAAGAAAAAAGCAGUCUACUAUUGCAAUUUUCUCUUCUUCCGGCUUUAAUCAAUGUGCAUUUAUAGAUUUUACAAUUAUCUCAAGCUGAAAGUUAUUUAAACAUUUACCUGUGUCAUCAUCAUCAUCAUUAUUUAUUUUUUAUUAAUUUUUCAUUUCUCAAAUUUAUGGAAAUGAUAUUUCCUUGUACAAAUUAACAAACGGAAAUGAAUAUGAAAUUUUUAUUUAUUUAUUUUUUUAAAUUUUAAUAUUUUCAUUUAUUAUUUUCUCAUUCGUUUAAUCGAAUUUACGCGAUGACUAAUCGUAUUAAAAUAUUUAAAGCACAAUUGAAAAAAAAUUGUUAAAAAAAAAAUAGUCUCAUCGAGAUUAGAAAAAAUAAUAAUAAUAAUAACAUUGUAUUUCGUGCAAAAGGCCUAAAAACUCUCUUAUUUUUCGUAAUUGAAAAAUAAAUUAAAAAUAAUAUUGAAAAUUAAAAUGCUCGUUUGACACGUACACAUACUCAAAUAGUAGUGGAAAAUAAAAAAUAAAAUCUAGUCGUUAUUAUUGUGAAAUAACAAAAUUAAAAACAAAAAAAAAAAAAAAGCGUUAAAAAAUGUCAAAAAAACACGCAUUAAAAUAAUUAAUAACUAGUCAUAUACCAAAGAAAAAUAAAAUAUAUAAAAUAAUAAGUAUAACAACUAAAUUUAUUAUCAAUAAAAUAAACCAUUAACAUUUAGAAUGUUAAAUAAUUGGUUUUAAAAAAAUUAAAAUAAAUAAAUCAUGUCAUGUACUUACUUGUAAAACCAAAAAAACAGUUGGUUCUAUAAAUCGCUAGAAAUUUUAAUUUAAUAUUCAUAAAUAAAUAAACGUAUUAUUAUUAUUUAAAAAUUAAAAAAUAACAUUAAACACACUGAUAGUGAUAAAUUUCAUUAAAAUAAUAAAAUAAUUAUUAAUAAAAAUGAAUAAGUAAUUGUAAUUUAAAAAAUAAAAAUUUAAAUGGCUCGUGCAAUGAGUGCAACAUUAAUAUGCAGUUUAAGUCCAUGAAAUUUUAAAAAUGAAAUUAUAAAAUUGGCUACUGCCCUGUAGAUAAUAGCUAGGAUAAUAUAAUAACGCAAUCGUUAUCGAAAUGAUAAAUUAUUAAACUAAAAAAAAAAAUACUAAACAUUUGAAAUAAAUAAAUUUGAAAAAUGCGGUAAUAAUCAGUCUGUUUGAACGAAUUAACGCCUUUAAUGUCCAAAUACGCCAUUGUGCACAAAUAAAUUAAUGAAUAAUUUAAAAAAAAAAAAACAAAAUCGUUACACGAUUAUAUAUA
Messenger RNA from Aphidius gifuensis, 5378 nucleotides. RefSeq names its product regulator of G-protein signaling 17 (gene Dhit). The record is from RefSeq and is a predicted model, not a curated record. Bases 2735 to 3730 code for a protein of 331 amino acids. The transcript is spliced from 5 exons. NCBI's taxonomy places the organism in Eukaryota, Metazoa, Arthropoda, Insecta, Hymenoptera, Braconidae.